AUGGACGCCGUCAAGCGAUUCUUCUCUUCCCCGCGCUUCGCCGUGGCGGGCGCCAGCAACGACCCGGCCAAGUUCGGUUUUAAGAUCCUCGCAUGGUAUCACCAACACUCGCUGCCGGUGACCCCAUUAAACCCGCGAGCACCGCAGAUCAACCUCCCCUCGCGUGCGUACGACACCGUCCCCUCGCCGAGUAAGCUGCCCUCGCCCACCCAGACCUCCUUGUCCGUGGUCACUCCUCCCCCGGUGACCCUCCAGGUGCUGCAAGAAGCGCAUUCGGUCGGGAUUCCCGCUGUCUGGCUGCAGCCCGGGACCUUCGACGACGCCGUGCUAGACUAUGCCCACGGACACUUUGAAGCGGUGAUUGCGGGUGAUGGUGGAGCUGGUGGCGAGGGAUGGUGCGUGCUGGUUGAUGGCGAUGAGGGACUAGAGGCCGCUGGAGUCCAGUGGACCAGUCAGCGACUGUGA
Messenger RNA from Penicillium brasilianum, 465 nucleotides. NCBI's taxonomy places the organism in Eukaryota, Fungi, Ascomycota, Eurotiomycetes, Eurotiales, Aspergillaceae. The record is from the annotation of a GenBank genome assembly.